Messenger RNA from Girardinichthys multiradiatus, 2297 nucleotides. RefSeq names its product potassium voltage-gated channel subfamily F member 1-like. Gene Ontology annotation, biological process: protein homooligomerization; potassium ion transmembrane transport. Gene Ontology annotation, cellular component: voltage-gated potassium channel complex; membrane. The record is from RefSeq and is a predicted model, not a curated record. Gene Ontology annotation, molecular function: voltage-gated potassium channel activity. The coding region runs from base 405 to 1904 and encodes 499 amino acids. NCBI's taxonomy places the organism in Eukaryota, Metazoa, Chordata, Actinopteri, Cyprinodontiformes, Goodeidae. The transcript has a single exon.
AUGUGCAUUUUUUUCUUAAUUGACGGAUACUGACUCCCACUGUAAUCCACGCCUGUGUAAGUAAAGUAUGAACCUACAAACCAACCCUUCUUAAAGUUUGAGUGUCUUAUUUUGAAAUUUCAGCCGCCGGAAGUUGAGUUUUAAUAGUUCUAACUUGGCAACAGGCGCACUUUAAUGCCAACUUUUUCAGCGUGCACAGGCGCACUGUUCGCUGCCAAACAAGGCUGCGUGGAACUGCGAGGACUUCAUGCUGCAGUCACGUCUAAGAAAACAGAUUUUUUAUUUUAUGACGAAAGUAUAAACAUAUAAAGGAUUGUAGCGGUUACAGACAGCUUCCCAGUGCGGCUGGUGACAUUUCUGUGGAAAACGCAUUCACAAUUUUGGAGCGGAGGAUCUUUGGAAUAAUGUGGGGAAUCCAGAGGACUCGGUACGCGGACUGCAACGGCUCUGAAGCGAGUGAAGUGGCGGAGAUCGUGGUGAACAUCGGCGGAGUGAAACAGGUGUUAUAUGGAGACGUGUUGAAUCGUUACCCGGAGACUCGGCUGGCAGAGCUGGUGGACUGUUCUCUGAAGUCUCAUGAAGAGAUAUCCUCAUUGUGUGACGAUUAUGACCCAGACACUGCGGAAUUUUAUUUUGACAGAGACCCAGAAGCAUUUAAGUGUAUAGUUGAGGUGUAUUAUUACGGCGAGAUACACAUGAAAAGGGGUAUUUGCCCGAUUUGUUUCAUGAAGGAAAUGGACUUUUGGAAAAUCGGCGCUGAUUUUCUUGACGAAUGCUGUAAAAGCCACCUUAAAGAGGUCCAGGAUGAACUUGCAGAGAUCGCAGAGAAAGUGAGAACUAUCCUGGUAGACAGAGAGGGAGACCCGUCUGCAGGAGCAUGCCAGCGCUUCCAGACGUCCCUCUGGAGGCUGAUGGAGAAGCCGGAAUCCUCAGUGCCUGCACACGUCAUCGCAAUACUUUCCUUUAUCUUCAUCCUCAUCUCCUCCGUGGUGAUGUGCGUCGGGACAAUCCCCGAGCUUCAGGUAGAAGACUCAGAGGGGAACCUCACUGAGCACCCCACUCUGGAGGUCAUCGAGACGGUGUGCAUCGGCUGGUUCACCAUCGAAUAUCUGCUACGUCUGAUCUCCUCUCCAAACAAGAUCAAAUUCGCCCUGUCCUUUAUGAACAUCAUCGACUUCAUGGCUAUCACGCCUUUCUUUGUGGUGCUGAUUCUUACCUCCUUUGGCGCGGGCGUAAUGGAGCUGGCCAACGUGCAGCAGGCGGUGCAGGCGUUGCGCAUAAUGCGCAUUGCGCGCAUUUUCAAGCUGGCGCGCCAUUCCUCCGGACUCCAGACGCUCACAUCUGCGCUUAAGAGCAGCCUGAAAGAGCUCGGACUGCUCCUCAUGUACAUGGGGGUGGGGGUCUUCCUUUUCUCAGCACUGGGCUACACCAUGGAGCAGAACCACCCGGACACGCUGUUUACCAGCAUACCGCAGUCGUUCUGGUGGGCUGUGAUCACCAUGACCACUGUGGGGUACGGGGACGUGUACCCUAAGACCACUUUAGGUCGGUGUAACGCGGCCAUCAGUUUUCUGUGCGGGGUCAUCGCCAUAGCGCUGCCCAUACACCCCAUCAUUAACAACUUUGUGCUGUUUUACAACAAGCAACAAGUCCUGGAAACUGCAGCCAAGCAUGAGAUUGAAUUGAUGGCGCUGCGCUCCAGUGAAGGCGAACUAAGGGCUGCACCUGAGCACCAUGAACACGUUUGCAGUGCUGGGGUUUGGGACUCCUCCGUGAGCUCCUGUCACAGCGAGACAUAUUUACCUCUACUGAAGGACCCCAGGGGAGGGUCCAGUAUGCAGACCCCGAGCAUGGAGACCAGCUUUGAGAGCACAGCAGAGGCUUCAGAAUAUUUCAUCUCAUAAACUUGGAAAAAAACUUGUCUCUUCUGAUAAAAAAAAAAAAAAAAAAAUAUCCAGAAGAUAAACACGAUCAAAUUAUUUAUUCAGUUUUGAACUGCUAAAUAUGUGUGGAAGAUGGGAUCAGAAUUUGAGAAUAUCCCCGCCCUAAAGAAGAUUAAAUGGAAAAAUGUAUUAACUUUGGACUUGAUAAACCUUGACUUUUUACAGUGAAGCCAUGUUUGACUAUGGUUUUCACUUGAACAGCCAGUUUUCCCCAUGUAGGCAUCCUUUUUCAGCCAAUGUUUAUACACUGCUCAAAAAAAUAAAGGGAACACUCAAAUAACACAUCCUAGAUCUGAAUAGAUGAAAUAUUCUCAUUGAAUACUUUGUUCUGUACAAAGUUGAAUGUGCUGACAA